Fusarium tjaetaba is the source of this 1287-nucleotide messenger RNA. RefSeq names its product l diaminobutyrate decarboxylase. The record is from RefSeq and is a predicted model, not a curated record. NCBI's taxonomy places the organism in Eukaryota, Fungi, Ascomycota, Sordariomycetes, Hypocreales, Nectriaceae. The transcript is spliced from 2 exons. The coding region runs from base 1 to 1287 and encodes 428 amino acids.
AUGCCCAAGGUCUCUCCAUGGAAGAAACGAAGUGACGGCCUCUGGAGCCGGCCGCUCAUCGGACCCGAGCGCAUGUUCGACCAGUGGCUCGAGGACGACGGCUGGACAGAAUGGAUGGGCGCUGUCAUCUUCACAAUUUCUCCGUCUUACGCGUCCCAGAUGAACAGCGAAGCCCAUGUUGAGGCUUGGUUCAAAGAAGCAGUAUCGCGCGUUUGUCUUGAGAAGCCUUCCCUCCUGGCAGUCAUUGAGCGUGGCCAGGAAGAGUCGGCGGUUGCAAAGUCUCGAGACUUCGUCUACCCUCAAGAGGGCUUGAAGCUACUCACGGACGACUUCUACUCGACCCCAGAGAAACGCAUCAGCCUUGAGCUCGGAGACCAUUUGAUCCACGUGUCGCUUGUUUUUUCGUCCUCUGAGGCGGGAAACUUCGCCCUUGCAAUCCGCUGCAACCAUGCAUUAAACGAUUUCUGGAGCGGCGCGGCUAUUCUCAACAACCUUCUCAGCAACCUCGCAGACGGCCUGAGUACCACCACAGUACUAUCACUUUCAUACAAAGAUGCAUCUCACUCUUUGCUACACCCUUGCUAUCUCGAUUUUCUCCGUGAUCCUAUUGGAGAUACUCCAUUGGCUCUUGAGUCUCAAGAAAAGGCAGCGCAGCUUCUUGGCGCCAAUCUCGCCAAUAUCACUCUCUGCCCUAUCUCGCAAGAACCAGCAAAAGACCGACCUGACACCGACUAUUCCGUGAGAAGGCAGAUGUUGUCGCAAGAGACGACGCAAAAAGUCUUUAAGCUCUGCAAGGAGCAUGGAGUUACUGUAACGGCACUAUUGACGGCCUUGCAAGCGCUUGCACUCCUCAAAACCUUUCCUCCUGAAGAUGCGACCCGAACGACGGCGGCACCUAUCUGUGUGAGCAACAGGCUGCGGCAGACAUCUUUCGGUGGCAGUCAGGGUCAUUCGGCUUCUACGAAGACUAGAUUGAGCGAGAUAUGUCAAGAGGCAGCCUACAUCGGGCCCGUUAUGGCGACUACUUUCCUUGUGUCUCCCUUUGACGUGGGUCCAUAUCUCAGCAACAAGGAUGCUUCCAUUGGGGACGAGACCUGGAGAAAGAUUGUUUGGGGAGUUGCCCGAAAUGUUGGUCAAGCAACUGAUGAGGCGGUCAAUAGCAACUUGAGUGAGCAUGUGGAUUGGACUCAAGGCCCAGCUGCGUUUGGUGGUGUUGCGCAUGCAAUGGAAGCGAUGAAAGCCGGGCUACUGCCUUCGCAAGUCUCCUCGGCAUUGCGCCAUCAUUAA